UCCGCUGAAAGUGAAACCCAGGAACAGUCGAGAACUCAAAGUUAGACUUGAGGAAAAAGUUUUGUCGAGUUGAAGAAGACGAAGAGUUCCGCUCUGUGAAGGCGAAGAGAAGGAGACAGACGAGUCCUCAGCGGAAACCUUUUAACUUCCACUGACCUUUGAGCAGAGCACCUGGCUUGUGUGGGAGGGAGUGGGCCUGUGAUGGAUAGACUGAAGCUGUCCCGCAUAGAUGAGGAGCUGGACUCCUCUGAGGUGGCAGCACUUUGCUUCUUGUGUCUUGAUGUUGUCAACAAGAAACGCUUGGAGGGGAUCAAGGAUGCAAAAGGGCUGUUCUUGAGACUAGAAGAAAAGGGUCUGCUGGAAAACAGUUUGUUCCUUUCUCAGCUGCUCCAAACUAUCCGUCGAACAGAUCUCCUCAGCUACCUGGAGACAGACAGCAGGCAACCAGAGGAAACAGAUGCCAGUCCCACCCUGUCGAGUUACAGGGUGAUGCUGUACAACAUAUACGACGACAUGACUCGGGAGAAUCUUGAGAAGUUGAAGUUUCUGUUGAGCAACAAGUUAAACAAGAGACAAAUAGAGGCCAGCGAUACUGCAUUGGAUUUAUUCAUUAAAAUGGAAAAGACCGGUUUACUGUCAGACACAAAUCUCCUGGAGCUGCAUGGAGCUCUGCAGGAGUUCGAUCAACAACUGGCCUUGACUGUGCAGAACCAGAUAACCCCACAGGAUCAGACAAGAGUACUGCCUCAGGUCAGUAUGGAUUACCAGAGUGUCAACAACCGCUCUCAACCUUCACUGUCCAUAUCAGAGACUUGGCCCAGUUAUGAUCAAGACAGAAUUAACUGUGACGCAGAACCAAAUGAAGAGCCAUCCUCUCUUUCUGAUGAGUCGGAGUACUACACUCUGAAACAUAACCCUCGUGGUUUGUGCGUGGUCAUCAACAAUGAGAAAUUCCCGGGACUACAGCUGAAAAAUAGACCUGGAACUCAGGAGGAUGCAAAGGCUCUGCGUUCAGUGUUCACCCGCCUUGGCUUCACAUUGGUGUUACUGAAUGACAUGACUGCUGACGCCAUGCGACAGGAGUUAAACAAUCUGGGCAGAAAUAACUUUAUUGAUCAUGAUGCCUUGGUGGUUUGUGUGCUCUCCCACGGAGAAAAGGGAUGUGUCUUUGGGAUAGAUGAGCAGGAGGUGUCACUGCGAGAAUUGACAGAGCCCUUCACGAGCAAAAGAGCCUGCACCCUGGCAGGGAAGCCCAAACUGUUCUUUAUCCAGGCAUGCCAGGGAAGUGGCUACCAGAGAGGAUCCCUGCCAUGUCCCCCGACACCGAGACAGGAGGAGGAGGUCAAACAGAGUCGUCUGGAGGAAGAUGCAGGCCGCAUCCAUGGUGAGACGGUGCCUUGGGAUGCAGACUUCCUGCUCGGCAUGGCCACCGUGCCUGAGUGCAGAUCAUUUCGAAACACUAGCACAGGCUCCAUCUACAUCCAGGAGCUGUGCAGGCAGCUGGUCCGAUCAGCAGAAAGCCUGGAGGAUGAUGACAUACUAGCUGUUCUGACACGUGUGAACAGGAACGUCAGCCGAAAAGAGUAUUUGAACUUCAAACAAAUGCCGGAGCCCAAGUACACUCUGACCAGGAAGCUUGUCCUCAAAUUUGUAUGAGCUUACUGCAACCAAGUGCAAUUCCAAAUGCAAAAAAGUCCAACUGCAAAUGUUUCCUCAUCCUCAUUCCCUCAUCCGUGUGUGUCUGUUUUGGGGUGUUUGUAUGUUUAUUGUCCCUGUAUGAUACAGAUUGCUGAAUGAAUUUGUUGUUGUUAUCCUGAGAAGCAGAUUUCCGUUUAUUUAGAGAACAAAUCACUGCAGCAAAUUAAAACGCUUACUAAAGUCUCUCAGUAGAAAUGUAAUAUUUGAAAGAUUAACAUUCAUUCCCAUGUGAUUCAUAAAUCCUAAACACAAUGACACAACCUGAAGAGUAAUUAUUUUCAACGUUUGCAUUAUUACAUUAGUGAAUGUACAUUGAAUACAUUUUACAUUUUAUGUAAAAACACAAACAUCAUCAAGAAGUACCCUCUUUUGUACCUCAGGAAAAAAAUAAGUACGUGUUUAAAUAUACUAAAAGUAUUAAAAGUGAAAGUACUUUUUUACUUUAAGAGUGUUUUUAAUUACAUCAUUAUGGGUGAGUGUCAUCCUCUGGAUUCAUUUCAGUUUUUUCAUCUUCACCAGUGAUGUUGCUGGUUUAAUGUGACAUGUCUGCUCUGAUUGGAUCAGUGGAUCAAUUCCAUUCUAUGAAAUUGAUUACUUUUUAAAAUAUAAAGAUAAAACCAAUGCAAGGCAAAGCAUUGAAAACUUGUAACGGAGUAUUUUCUGAUAUAUAGUGAAAGUGCAAAGUACUGAUACAUGAACAAUGUACUCAAGUAAACAACGAACGAAAUAAAUGUAACUUCUGGU
Molecule: messenger RNA, 2442 nt
Organism: Paralichthys olivaceus (Japanese flounder)
Lineage: Eukaryota; Metazoa; Chordata; Actinopteri; Pleuronectiformes; Paralichthyidae
Gene: casp8
Product: caspase 8, apoptosis-related cysteine peptidase
Biological process (GO): proteolysis; regulation of apoptotic process
Molecular function (GO): cysteine-type endopeptidase activity; protein binding
Source: RefSeq, a predicted model, not a curated record